Molecule: messenger RNA, 770 nt
Organism: Lasiosphaeria miniovina
Lineage: Eukaryota; Fungi; Ascomycota; Sordariomycetes; Sordariales; Lasiosphaeriaceae
Product: Ctr copper transporter
Exons: 1
Biological process (GO): copper ion transmembrane transport
Cellular component (GO): plasma membrane
Molecular function (GO): copper ion transmembrane transporter activity
Source: RefSeq, a predicted model, not a curated record
CAACACGUACGCACAGCCACUCCUCAACUGUGUACACUUAUUCACCAAGUCUUCCAAGCACAACCUCUAGCAUGGACCACGACCACACGCAUCACAUGGACCACUCCGGCCACAUGGAUCACGCGGGUCACAUGGCGAACCUCACCACGCACAAUAACACCACUGCCGCAGUGGCAGCGGCGGCAGCACACGAGCACAGCCACGGCGGCGGCACAGGGUGCAAGAUCUCCGUUCGUCCCGCCUUUUCCCAUCACUCUCAUGUCACCAACUUCUGAAUGACUAACCCCCCCGGGCCAUCACAGAUGCUCUGGAACUGGACGACGAUUGGCGCGUGCUUCCUGACCUCGCAAUGGCACGUGCGGUCAGAAGGCGGCUUCGCGGCAUCUUGCCUGGGGGCGAUGGCGCUGGCGAUGACGCUGGAAGCCCUUCGGCGGGGAGUGCGCGAGUACGACGCGUACAUCGCACGAGACCUUACGCGGCGCGGCGCGGUGCUGGAGGCGGCGUCGGCCAAGGGCGAGGCUCCGGGCGGCGGCGGGAAUCAUCAGCAAGCACGGCAAGGACAGCAGCAGCAGCAGCGCGUCACGCUCCGGGUCACGGCUGUGCAGCAGCUUAUCCGCGCCGCGCUGCACGUCGUCACGUUUGCCGUCGCGUACAUGGUCAUGCUGCUGGCCAUGUACUUCAACGGAUACAUGAUCCUGUGCAUCUUCAUCGGCAACGGGCUGGGCAAGUUCCUGUGCGACUGGAUGUCGCAGACCGUGGUGCUUGGUGGC